Molecule: messenger RNA, 3479 nt
Organism: Mugil cephalus (flathead mullet)
Lineage: Eukaryota; Metazoa; Chordata; Actinopteri; Mugiliformes; Mugilidae
Gene: mogs
Product: mannosyl-oligosaccharide glucosidase
Exons: 5
Coding region: 165-2699 (844 amino acids)
Biological process (GO): protein N-linked glycosylation; oligosaccharide metabolic process
Cellular component (GO): endoplasmic reticulum membrane
Molecular function (GO): Glc3Man9GlcNAc2 oligosaccharide glucosidase activity
Source: RefSeq, a predicted model, not a curated record
CGCGAUAAGGCUGAUGAUGACAUCAGCUCCGUUCGCGAUGGAGCCGCGGACACGUCAUCAGCGCGAGCGGGUAGGAACCAGGAAGUGGCUCACGAGUUUAGCUAGCGACCUAUAAUGAGCAGCUGAGAGUCCGGGUGGUUCACACGUUGCUUCAGAAGGGCAGGAUGGGCAGGCAGAGGAAGAGGGUGACGGGGGACGCUGGUCCCCCUCCGAGGAAAGAUGAGAAGCCCCCUGCAUUUCACCGCAAGGAGAAGAAAAAGAAAGUGGAUAUUGGAAAAGUGUUCAUCAACAUCUCCAUCGGCCUCUGCAUAUUCAGCCUCAUCUGGUUCUUUUAUGCCCUCUACAUGCGAUCCAGUCUGGCCAAGCGGGUUGUGACACUUCACCCGUCGCAUCGUGUCCUCGAUGCCAAUAGCAGCAGUGCCAAGGUUUCCCCAGACAGGUUCUGGGGCUCUUACAGGCCUCAGGUCUACUUUGGGAUGAAAACAAGAAGUCCGAGGUCUGUUGUGACAGGCAUGAUGUGGAUGCGUCAGUUUUCAGACUUGGAUGUGAAUCUAAGGCACACUUGUGAGCAGGGCGAUCAUUUGCAAGGCUACGGCUGGAUGAUGCAUGAUGGAAUUAACUUUGGAGUCCAAGAAAUCCGAGACAAUGACUUCACACUAACCACAGAGUUCGUGAAGAGGAUGGGAGGCGAUAAUGGAGGAGACUGGACCUGGAGGGUCACAGCCAAACAGCAUAGCUCUGCACCCCAGGCACCAGUUAUCUCUCUGAUGUUUUAUACAGCCGCAGACACACAGGGUUCGCUGCAGGCUCAUGUGGAGGAGAGAAGUCGCCUUGCUUCCAUCACUGGUUCCUCGGAGGAGCUUGGAAACUUUAAGAUAACUUUCCGAAAGCCUGUUACUGGAGAGUUAUCCGGUGCCAAAUAUGCCAGUUACAACUACCUUCAAACUGUGUCUCCUGGCUUCGAGAAGCUGACUGACAUUGUGAAGCACAGUCUGAACCGCAGGUUUGUCUACAGCCCUCCCUCUGGUGAGAAGAGGCAUUACAUAGCCGUAGACACUUACAAUCCCCACCACCACCAAAACCAGCAGAAACCUGAGGACAAAAGGAAGGAAAGUGACUUUGUGGUCCACCAGGUGACCGUUCAGACCCCGUUCCAGAUCGAAGUCCUGUUUGAGUCCGGAAGCUUCCACAAUCGUCCCAACCAACUGGUGGGGUCUGUCAUGACUCAGGAGCUGGAGAAGAGGAAAGCUGAGUUUGAUGCAAAGUUUGAGAAAACGUUCGGACUCGAGAGCAAAGGUUUUAGCCAAGCACAUAUUAAAUUUGGCAAGGCAGCGCUCAGCAACAUGUUGGGUGGAAUGGGUUACUUCCAUGGUCAGUCAGUGGUGCAGUCAGUCUACAACGAAUACCCACUGCUGUACCCUGAAGGUGCUCUAUUCACUGCUGUCCCAUCACGCUCUUUCUUUCCCAGAGGAUUCCUUUGGGAUGAGGGCUUCCACCAGCUGCUGCUGAGUAAAUGGGACCCCCAGGUGACCAGGGAGGCUAUUGCCCACUGGAUAGACCUGAUGAAUAUUGAGGGCUGGAUCCCCCGUGAGCAGAUUCUCGGAGAUGAGGCUCGCAGUAAAGUCCCAGCUGAAUUUGUUGUCCAGAGAAACGAGAAUGCUAAUCCACCCACGCUCUUCUUAGCUCUUCAGGAACUUAUUGAACAGCUCAAUGGAAAUCCAGACGAGGCAGCGUCGCAGCCAACCUUAGCUUUCCUUCGACGGCUUUUCCCCAGGUUGAAAACCUGGUUUGAAUGGUACAACACCACUCAGACGGGCCCCCUCCCCAAUUCUUACCGCUGGCGUGGACGUGACAAGGACACCAAUCUGUUCCUCAAUCCCAAGACCCUGACGUCCGGGUUGGACGACUACCCACGGGCCUCACACCCCUCAGCAGAAGAGCGGCAUGUGGAUUUACACUGCUGGAUGGCCUUGUCCUCGGGCAUCAUGGCAAGCAUCGCUCAGCUUCUAGGCGAGCCCCAUCAGGACUACAAACUCACACACGAUGUGCUCAGUGACAAUGACCUACUCAGUGAACACCACUGGUCAGAACAGCACCGUGCUUUCAGUGACUUUGGCAACCACACACAGGCCGUGUCCUUGCAGCAGGAGAAGGUCUACGUACCACCCGGACAACCUCGCCAUCAGUUCCCCGUGGCGCGCCUCGUGCGCUCUGUCCGCCGGGCCCCCAAGCUGCAGUAUGUUAACGCUCUGGGCUACGUUAGCUUGUUCCCCUUCUUACUCCACAUCCUCCAACCUGACUCACCCAAACUGGAGCAUAUCCUCCGUGACAUGAGAGACUCCAGUAAGCUGUGGACGCCUUAUGGCCUGCGUUCUCUGUCUAAAGCUGAUCCCUUGUACAUGAAGCGAAACACAGAACAUGAUGCCCCCUACUGGAGGGGCCCAAUAUGGAUUAACCUCAACUACCUAGCAGUCAGGGCCCUCCACCACUAUAGCAACACGGAGGGGCCAUACCAAGAGAAGGCAGCUGUUCUUUAUGAGGAACUCAGGACUAACAUCAUCAACAAUGUUUAUAAACAGUAUGUUGAAACAGGGUAUAUCUGGGAACAGUACAACGACAGCUCUGGCAGAGGCCAAGGAAGCCAUCCCUUCACUGGCUGGUCAGCCCUGACUGUGUUAAUGAUGGCUGAGCAGUAUUGAUAAUGUACGUUUCAUCUCAAGGCACUGGCCUUCGUUUAUCUGGCUGUGACUGAAACGACACCAAGUGUUAAGGUAUAGAAAUAUACGGUCUGAUUGACAGAACGAAUAAGAACCAGCUGAGAAAAUGACAUUCGUGAUCACAUUUUCUCAUUCGACCUUUAAUUAAAAUAACAGGUUUCUCGCAUGUAUUUCCUGAAGGGCAGGUGUAAGUGCAGCUUCUCCGUCUCUGCUGGAUGUGGAGCCUGUAAAGCCUGUGAAGAACUGUCUAGUGCUUCAGACGGAUCCUUAAGAUGCAUUUUACUUAAUGAAAUUAUAUUCCUGAACUUAACUUCACUUGCCUACACAUUUACUGCUUCAACCUUUAACAUGGAAAAUGGAGACAUAAUCUUUCUUUAAGCUCCAGGUUCUCUCACUAAGGUGGGAUUAUUCAUUCACACAAUGCAGGAGAACAAUUUCUAAUGAACGGUUUGGAACACGUUUCUAGGAGAAGCUACAUGUUGUGUUGUCACUUGACAAAUAAGGGCCAUUAUCUGUAGUUGUGCCAUUUUAAUCCAUCACAUGUCUCCGAUUCUCUCCCUUAACGAGUUGAUUGUUUUGAUAUUUAAUUGUUUAAUCACAGUCUUUCAGAAACAUUCAGUCAACAUUUCUAAAAUCACUGCUUCUAAACGCAGCCAUAUUUUCUAUACAUGGUCCAAGGUAUGACAGGCAGGGAAUACAACUUUGACUGUGACAUUGGUUUUGUUUUGUCAAAAACAAUAAAUGGUUUAAAUAUAUAAUAUA